AUGGCUAAAUUUAAUGACAUACCUGAUAACACAUCGAGAUUCUCUGAUUUUAUAUCCGAACCAAACAAAAUACUUCCACCUAUACAAGGAUAUGAUGAGCAACCUUUGGUUUCACUUGAUGAAGCUGUAAAACCACUUGAAUCUAUUGUACCACAAAUUAAUCACAUGAUUUGGACGGUUAAACAAAAUUUAAUUGAACCAAAAGAUGAUUUGUCAAGAGACGAAUCAAGUUCUAUUAUGCUUUACACUUUAGAAUGGCCACCUCCAGAUAAAUCAUUUUAUAGAAUUCUUAAUGAAAAACUUCGUUCUCUAGAUAGACGUCAAUUAAUACCAUGGUUUUUGUAUCUUCGACUUUUUAUGCAUGCUCUAUCAAAACUUCCACCAAUUGAACAUCGUAUUAUUUAUCGAGGAAUUAAAAUGGAUUUAGCUUCAGAAUAUCGUGGAAAACAAGACUUUGUGUGGUGGGCUUUUUCAUCUUGUACAUCAACUCUUGGAAUUCUUGAAAAUCAUAUUGGUAAAACUGGAAAUAGAACUAUAUUUAAUAUAUCAUUUAAUAUAGCAUCUAAUUCAGCUAAAGACAUUAGUCGACAUUCAUUUUAUCCAGACGAAAAAGAAGUUGUAUUAUAUCCUGCUCGACAAUUCAAAGUUGGUUCAUUACUUGAUACUGGCAAUGGACUUCAUAUUAUUACUGUUGAAGAAAUUGAACCACCAUUUCCUCUUAUUCGAAUUCCAUCAAUAGAAAAAUUAAAAGUCAAAGAUGAAAAACUUUUAUCAAAAACGGAUCAAUUUAUCAACAUUCUUCUUCUAGGUGAAAAAGGUGUUGGCAAAUCAACAUUUAUUAAUGCUUUUGUUAAUUAUCUUAAAUUUAAAACAGUUGAACAAGCUCAAUCAAAUCAUUCAUUAGUGUUGAAACCUCUUUCGUUUGUUAUGAUGACGAACGAUACAUUUCAACAAAAGACAAUUACCUAUGGAGAUUUCGAUUAUGAUAAUGAAUUAGUAACACGACGUUGUCAAACUUAUACAUUUGAUCUUAAUCAAAGUAGUAAGAAAAAAUUAUGUCUUAUUGAUACACCUAGUUUCGAAGAUACUGAUCAAGAAAAUUCCAAUACAAUAAAACAUAUUUUAGAAUAUGUUAAUAAUAUAACACAUCUGAAUGCUAUAUGUUUUCUUCUUCAACCAGAUGCAACACGAUUAAUGAAUAGUUUUCAAUUAUGUUUUAAUCAACUAUUAAAUCGUUUAGGUUCAAAUGCUCAAAAAAAUAUUAUUUUUUGUUUCACUAAUGCAUUUAUGACUUUAUCCAUGCCAGGAAGUACAGCAUCACUGCUUAGAAAAAUGUUUGCUUCAUUUUCGAUGAAUGAUAUUUGUUUUAAUCGAACAAAUACAUUCUUUUUUGAAAAUGAAUCGUUUCGAUAUUUAAUGGCUGUACAAAAUGGUAUUAGAUUUAAUAAUGAAGAUACAUCAGAAUAUACGAUGAGUUGGUCAGAUUCUGUACAAGAGUCAAAUCGUCUUUUAAAAUAUAUUCUUACAAAUCUUACUCCAUAUCAUAUUGUUAAGAAAAAAUAA
Messenger RNA from Rotaria sp. Silwood1, 1563 nucleotides. NCBI's taxonomy places the organism in Eukaryota, Metazoa, Rotifera, Eurotatoria, Philodinida, Philodinidae. The record is from the annotation of a GenBank genome assembly.